Messenger RNA from Bombus huntii, 1174 nucleotides. RefSeq names its product protein CREG1 (gene CREG). NCBI's taxonomy places the organism in Eukaryota, Metazoa, Arthropoda, Insecta, Hymenoptera, Apidae. The coding region runs from base 148 to 1023 and encodes 291 amino acids. The transcript has 5 exons. The record is from RefSeq and is a predicted model, not a curated record.
GUCAUUGGAGCUCGUGCUCAUCGCUCUCAUACUUGUAGCAAGCUAUAUAAGUGAGAAAUCUAAAAGAGGAUUGCAAAACAAUAGUGUACUUUUGUUCCGUUUUAGUAAACGUUUACCAUCAGAGUGAAACAGUCGUGGACAUAAACCAUGAUUUUUCGAUUCGCAGUCUUCUUAUCUUUUUUAAUCUUCACGAUCGAAGCGAAGAAGUAUUCACAGUUUUCGGAGGCUGAACAUUGGCAAGAAUUCGAGGAGUUUUUGAAAUGGAAGAAAGCGAAGGAAAUGAGUGAGAAUGGUCCGGGAGAAAUUAAAUAUGAAAAACAUCAUCACGAAGAUCAUCAUAAUACGUACAAAUCGUCUGAAAGAGAUCGACAACUUCCUGUCAAUAAUCCACCACCUAUCGAUCAGGCAGCUUUAAUGGCAAGAUACAUUGUCAAUCAAGCUGAUUGGGUAUCCGUGGCGACAAUCAGCGCAAGAAAGGAUAUCGAAUCGUUUCCAGCUGUAAAUUUAGUUUCCUACAGCGAUGGGCUUUUAGGGAAUGGAUCAGGGAUUCCAUAUCUUUACCUUACUACCCUGGAUUUUCCAGCUAAAGAUCUUGCAAAAGAUAAUCGGGCCUCGAUGUUGAUGUCAUUAGCCCAAGGGGAAUACUGUAGAAACAAGCGGUGGGAUCCUAUGGAUCCACGUUGUGCCAGGGUUCUUCUAACCGGCAAGAUCAAACCAUUAAAAAAUGAAAGUGCGGAAAUCGAAGUAGCUAAAAAAGCAGUUUUCACGCGUCAUCCAGGUCUAAUUAAUAUGCCAGCAGAUCAUCAUUUCUAUUUCGCAAAAUUGAAAAUAAUUUCAGUGGUAGUAUUAGAUACAUUUGGCGGCCCGAAAUACGUCUCUGUACAAGAUUAUUUACAUCCACCAACAACGAAUAUUAUUGAAGAAUUCAUUAAACAUUUUCCCCUGAAAUCAUACGAAAGUAAAUCUGAAGAGGAAUAUAGUCCAAUUUCUAAUAUAUUACAUCCUGUGGUACAGCGUGUGUGAAUUGUCUGAAAGAUAUAAGUUAUUAUAACGCCAUAAUUUUAUAUACUUUUCAACAAGCAACAAGCACAAAGUUUUGAUACUAGUACUUAUUUAAAUAUAUGGAAAUCCACGUAUUAAGUAUAAUAAAUAAAUUUAUAAAUUAAAAUCGUAA